Messenger RNA from Phascolarctos cinereus (koala), 3677 nucleotides. RefSeq names its product SLP adaptor and CSK interacting membrane protein (gene SCIMP). The record is from RefSeq and is a predicted model, not a curated record. Lineage: Eukaryota; Metazoa; Chordata; Mammalia; Diprotodontia; Phascolarctidae. Gene Ontology annotation, cellular component: immunological synapse; membrane; tetraspanin-enriched microdomain.
UUGGUGAUUGCACCUCCUUCAAAAAGUUGGUCAGAAAAGGAAGUAGCAUCAGGGUUUGUUUCAGAAGUCUCCAAGUUUGCAGCCAAGGGGACCCAGUGAUUAACUGUUCCCUCGGUCUGCUGGUUCAGGCUCACUGCUUAAUCAAAUAAGAAAAGUCAUCUGAGAGAGCACCUGCAAGGAGAGGGUUGCAUUACAAUGAACUGGUGGCUACAGAAUUUCUGGAUCCUCUUGGCUGGAACGAUAAUCCUUGUUUCAGUAACACUUGCCUUAGUAAUGUACUGUAUCUGUAGGAGACUGCUUAGACAAGGCAAGAAAUGGAAAAUUCCCAACUCUUUCAAACGCACUCAGAAAGAUGAAGACAUGGUAUAUGAGAAUGUCACCAAUGAACCGACCGUGUGUUCACCUCCUCUGCCUCCCCGAAGUGUUCCAGCUUCAGAAAAUGCAGUUAAUCACACUCCCCAGGAAAAUGAAAGCCAACAACCUUAUUCAACUGUAAUGAAAAAGACAGUUUCUGUUCCUAGUUAUAUUGAGGCUAUCUCAGACUAUGAUGAUGUUGACAUCUCCUACACAUAUGAGAAUUAAUCAUUUUGAAAUAGCCAUUUCUUCAUUUCUGCAAGCAUGAAAAGACUUGACUUAGUUUAUUCUUAAAUAACCACGAAAGCGGACCUAUAGCAGGGGCAGAUGUGCUUUUAUUAAACGUUGUAAGAUAAACACUUUCUAAGCUUAUAAACAUCCAAGAUGGCCAAUAGGAAGAGGAAGGAAUGAGUGCUGGAAGAAAUCACAUAGCCUUCUUCUCUGGAGGGAACACAGUUGAGGAUGGUGGAAUGGACAGGCCUUGGAUACGGGAGGCCUGGCUCAGUUGCUGCCUCUCAUGCUAAUGAUCUGCGUGACUGUGGGCAAAUCCUUUCCUUUCUCUGGGCUGGAGCUUCCUCAUCUGGGCAGGCAACUUCACCCUGCUUGCCUCAGUUUCCUCAUCUGUCAAAUGAGCUGGAGAAGGAAAUGACAAACUGCUCCAGUAUUUCUGCCAAGAAAAGCCCAAAUGGGGUCAUAAAGGGUUGGACAUGACUGAAAUGACUGAGCAGUAGACUCAGCACUAAUGUAUUCAAUCUAUUCCGUAAUUUGUACGUAUGUCUUUCUUUGUAAGUAUUCUCACAUUUUUGUCGUAUGUAUACAAUGCUAAAAGUAUCAAUGCCGGGCCAUUUCAGUGGAAUUCUAGCGAGCUCUGCUGUCUCACUGCUCCUGCUGUCCUCUGAACUGCCCUCAUCCUGUAGCCUGGGAAGCCCCGUGAGCGCUAUGGAAGCUGCUGGGAUGGUUGUUGCACCCUCGUGCUCUGUCUCAGCUCAGAUGCCCAAUCCUUGGAGGCAGAACGUCCCUCUUUUGGGCCACCUUCUUCCAUUCUCUAUCCCUGUCCCUUAAAUAACUGUCAUAGUUGAUUAACUCGACCGUAAGUCUUCGAACCAUGGAUAAGAUUUUCCUCUGUGAUUCCACAGUGCUGGCUGUACUUAUGGUACUCAGAAAUAGUAAUUUUUUCACCAUAUUGUUGUGUCAUGAAAGUGUUUGAAGUGACAGCUCAAUCGACCAAUCAUGAGAAAUCUCGGGUAGCCAAGAAAAUUCAGGGAUUGUGAUGGAAAAGAAAAUGGCUAGUUACAAAUGGAUGAAAAUCCUCUGAAUUAUAUUUCAACCGUAAGCUGAUUUACAGAGGAAGAACUGAUCUGCUCAAUUUGUGAAAUGGGUUUCUCUUAAUUUUUUGGUCCAGUGAGUUAUUUAAAUAGUGACAAAGACAAUGCUAUCGACCACCUUGACCACCAUCUCCUCUUAGACCCUGAUGGGGAUAGCCCAGGACUCUGAUCCCAAGAGCCUUGGGAAAAACAGUGCCCUCCAAACCAUCAGAUCUCCUGCUUCCAGCCCAGGCCCAUUACUGAGAAGAGAAAUCUUGUGGAGAAGGGGCUCAUUUUCCCCACCAGCAGCAGCUGAUGUCGAACUGCCACCAACAGCAGAAAAGCAUGGGGAUUCUGGGCGUGGCAGCCCAUGCCAGGUUACUGGUCCUCCUUCUAGCCUCACCCUGAUAUCCACUAUCUGAGGAAGCAACUCCCAUGGAGAAUCAGCCAUCCCCAUCAACUGGGAUAUACGGGGCAGGCAAGCCGGUCUAGCUGAAGCAGCCUGCCACGCACCCUGGCGUGGGGGCAGACAGGAGGCAGUGCCAGGCAAGUUCAACCACUCAUCUUGACCAUUAGCCCCCCUCAGACCUCAGUGGAGCCAUCCCAGGACGCUGAGGCCAGGACUUCCAGCCCAGUACCCUCAGCCAGCAUCCCAGGAGGCAGCUCCAAUGGAGAUGCAGCCUGGCAAUGACUCCUACAGCUGCCUCGGCCACAGCUACCGAAGACCCCAAAAGGAAAGUUCUUGCUGCCAAAGUCCUUGGCACUGAAGUGGUUCUACAUCAGAAACGGAUGGGAUUCUAUCUGAGGUCUGACUCUCUGCUUUGCUGCUGGCCUCUAAGGACCUUUCCAUCUGACUGGCAGCUGAAACCUCCUCUAGGUACUGUCUCCCCCAUUAGAGUGUGAACCCCUUUAGAGAGGGACUGUCUGCCUUUUCUAUGUGUAUCUCCAGCACUUAGUGCAGGGCUCACGAAGUAAGCACUUAAUAUAUGCUCCCCCACCCCCACUCUAUUCCUUCAUUCCAAAAAGCACAUCUUUUUUUUUUGGUGGGAGGGAGGCUGUGAGGAGUAACCACAAGCUUACCUUCUUAAUUGUAUUGUUUAAUCUAGCAAGCAAUCGAGCAAUAGGCAUCUAUUAAGGGCCUACCAUGUGGUGGGAAUUACGGUGGGUGCUCAGGCUUAGGCAGAAACAUCCUGAAUACAUCCCAACAAGUAAGCCCAAAUGUGUCGGGUGGUAGGGGGACAAACAGCUUACCACGUGUGCACAAUUAAGGGCUGGCUGGACUCAUCAUAUCUAAUUUAAACAAUGCAAUGACUGACGUAUGAAGGCCACAAUCUUCAGAAAAAAUGGGAUCUGAGAUUUCAUUCAACAAAUACUUGAAAUGCCUGCCAUGUAUAAAGCACUUCAGGGGAAGGAAAGCCAAAUAAACACAGUCCCUGCCUUCACAGUAUUUCCCUAUCUAGGAGAGAAGUUACGAUAUGACACAAAUAGCUGUUAUUGAAGAUGGGAGGUAGGCAUGCCAUGAGAUGCAAGCGCAGGACCCAGGGAAAGAGCACCAUGCUCCCGACCAAACUUCAAAUCCUGCUUCGGCCGUUACCCCUGUGAUCUGGGUACGUUACUGAACAUCCUUGGGCCCAUUCCCUCACCUGUAACAUCUGGAGUGGGUGGACCCUAAGCUCCCAUCCCGCUUGAGAUCUAGGAUCCUAAGGCCCAUUCAUUUUUAGGGAAUUAAAGGGGAUUAGGAGAGCGAGUACUGUGAGAAUUGAGUGAAUCACACCGACUUCAUCUUGUGACUCCAUUAAGGGUUUAGUCGGAUUUCUGUCUUGUGAGAAAACUUUAGUCAAUUGUGGAAAUCAGGAGAAAAUGCAUUGUUUGAACCUAGCCCUGGAUGGCUGAGAAACUGGACCACCUCCACUUAUCGCUUAGAGACCCUUAAGUGUGUGUGAUGCUGACCAGAAACCCAGUCAGAUCCAAAGACUGAUGCAAGGAGUUUUCUCACAAUUGUACAUCUCAAGCAGCCCA